AUGAAUAACGAUAAGAAUGUAGAAUCACUAGCUCUAUACAGUCUAUUUUAGAAGCUUGAAGAAUAAAAAGUUAAAAUGAUUAACAGUCAAGACCCUGCUUUGUUUGAAAACACUAGUCAAAAUAUUUUAGCAACUUUGAAAUAGGUAAACUCUGUGAAAGGCUGGAAUGAUUUAGUAAAUACAAUGUUAGCUGCUGAAGAAUCUGAAGAACAGCUAAUUCACCGUCCAAUUAAUGGAUCAGCAGAAUUAUACCUAAUGGAAUGCUAGUCUCCAGAAGCUGAUAAGAUUAAGUAGUAAAUGAUUUAAUGCAUGGACGAGAUAGAAAAUACUGAGCUAGAGUUAAUAAAUAUGGAGGAUAAGGAGAAUAUCAAUAGUAACAUUCGAAACAAGAAAAUAUUAUAACGAGAAAUGAAACUUAGAAUAAAUAGACUUUAGGAGUAAUAUGAAAAGCUUUAUAUAUAGUUUAAGAAAGUCAAUUCAUUAUGA
This is a messenger RNA of Stylonychia lemnae, 486 nucleotides long. Lineage: Eukaryota; Ciliophora; Spirotrichea; Sporadotrichida; Oxytrichidae. The record is from the annotation of a GenBank genome assembly.